AUGCAAGCUAUGAAUACUGAUCAACAACCAUAUUAUCCUGCUCCGUCAGGUCCACAUCCAGCUCCGAAUGGUUAUUAUCAACCAAAUGGAAUAGAUACACAUUUUACACCAAGAAAUCCAAAUGGAUAUGGGCAACAUCGUAUGCAUCAAUCUUAUUAUCCACAAGGACCUAAUGCUUAUAAUCCACAACAAGUUUAUAUGCAAUCUUUUGUACCACCUUCACCAUUCGUUCAUGCGAAUGAUCCACAAUCAAUGACCCCAUUUCGUCUUGUUGUUCGGCCACCGAAUGAAGUUCCCACUGGAGCACCAAAUUAUAUGCAACCAACAUCGUACUUAUCAUACCAAAAUAAUAAUUUACAGCAACAAUCAACUGCAUAUCCUACACCAUACUAUCGUCCACCUUAUCAUGUGCCACAAAAUAUUCCACAACAAACAUCAGCAGCACAAUUAUCUAAUCAAACACAACUAUCACCUUCGCAAUAUACUUUACCUAAUAAUCAGCAACAAACACAAUCAUCGAUUAAUCAACAAUAUGGAACAUCAUCUCAGUCUUCACAAUCACAAGAAAAACGUAAAAGACAACCAUUAAAAAUUGUUGAUCCGGUGUCACAAAAAGCUCUAGAAUUGGAACCAGAAGCUCCAUCAGUGAAUUCAACUCCAUCAAACGAUGAAGAUCGUCAAAAAGAUACAGUUGUUGAUUCAACAAAUAUCACGUCAAAAGUACCUGAUGAUACAAAUAAAACUCAAAAACGAGAAGAUUUUCGAAGGCAAAUGGCUGAUUUAAUUAAACCUAAUGGUUCAACAGAGAAGACUGAAAAUCAAUCAUCAAAUGUUGUUAAAAAUGAACCUCGUAAAGAAUCAACAGCAAUUAAAACAACACAACAAUCACAACCAGGCUAUCCUGGUAUUCGUACUCGAAGUAUAACUGAUGAAAAACCAGUUCUUCCACCGAAUUUAGAAGAUACAAAAGAGAACAAACGAGAUCAAAUUAAUUCUCAAAAACAACUUGAAAAUACAAAUUCAGAAACAACGUCUGAUAAUGAAGUUCAAUCAACAGAAGAAAUCCAAUCAGAUACUUCAGAUAUAAUUGAUAAAGCUCAACCAGCAUCAACUUUACCUGCUACUGAAUCUUCAGAUGAUAUAACAGCAACACCAUCGAAUGAUACAGAAUCUGAAUCAGUCACCAGCGAGAAAACUCCAUCAAAAUCACAACGAUAUACAUAUAGUAUCGAAGAACUUCGUGCUAAACGAUAUGCACUUUCAGCACAAAAAAAACCGACUGAUCUUAAAUAUGUUGCUGAUAUUUAUAUUCCACCUGCAAAACCAAAAUCAGUUGAUGCCAACGUUAAAUUUUUACGUGAAAUUAGAUUGAUAUUAAAUAAGUUAACACCACAAACUUAUGAGAAAUUAUUAAAAAAACUUGAUGAACUUGAACUUGAUCGUUAUGAACGUUUAGAAGGAAUGAUAGAUAUAUUUUUUUCCAAAGCAGUUGAAGAACCAAAAUUUUGUUUCAUGUAUGCAGCUUUAUGUCAACAUUUUCAAAGAAAACAAGUUACCGUACCUGGUCUAGAUGGUCAAAUGAUAACACAUUAUUUUCGACAAAUAUUAUUAACACGAUGUCAAACAAAAUUUGAAACUGAUUAUCGACAAGAUAUUGAUUAUGAUAAACGAAAACUAGAACUUGAUGCUAUUACAGAUGAAAAACGUCAAAAAGAAGCAGCUGAAGAUUUAGAAGAAGCUUUAUUUAAAGCUAAACGACGAAAUUUCGGAAAUAUUCUUUUUAUUGGUGAAUUAUUCAAAUUAGGAAUGUUGACAGAAACAAUUAUGUUUGAUUGUAUGGACUAUUUACUUCAAGACAAAGCUGAUGAAGAAAAUCUUGAAUGUUUAUGUAAACUUUUACGUGCUAUUGGCAAAGAACUCGAUGCUAGAGUCAACGAUAAGUCACAAAAUCGAAAAAAUUUGGAAAAUAAUUACAAGGAAUUAGAAAAUAUUGUUGGAGUAAAACAAGUAUCAGCACGUGCACGAUUUAUGAUUCAAGAUCUGAUGGAUUUAAGAAAAGCAAAUUGGGUUGCUCGUAUUGCUGAAGCAAAACCCAUGAAAAUUGAUGAUAUUCAUGAACAAGAACGAAUUAAACGUGAACAACAAGAACGUGAUCAAGAACGUGAUCGACAACAACGUCGAGAUCAACAUCGUAAUAAUCCAGGCGGCGGUGGUGGUGGUGGUAAUAAUAAUCCACAACAAUAUACUGGACGUGGUAGUCGUGGUAGUGGUAUGAAACAACAACCAAAUCGAAUGGAUGACGACCGAAAUGUGAGUCGUUUUAGUGUUAACUCAGUACGACAAUAUCAAACGAGUGAUAAGCGAAAUCCAACAACAACAUUAAAUCUUGCACCACAAUUUACAUGGUCGAAACCAGCAACAACUGAAAAGAAACCUGAAGAUGAUCGUGCCAAUAUGAAUCGAACUGGUAAACCUCCAAGUGGUUCUACUCAACAAUACAACAACAAAUCUAAAACAGCUACACCUCCUGGUACACCUGGUUAUAUGACUCAACGACAACCAUCACGUGAAUUAACACGUGAAAAUCCUGUUGAAGUAUUACGAAGAACAGCAAGUGCUAGUAAAGAAGUACCUAAUUCAAAUAAUACUUCAAUGACAGAUUCACGUAAUAGUUCUCGUAAUGUUAGUCGUGAACAAUCACGUAAUGCAUCACGUGAAUCAAGUUUAAAUAAAGUAUCGGCAACACCAGCAUCUACAACAACAGCAGCAGCAGAAAACAAUUCAUUUGAUGAAGAAAAAACAACAACACGUGUACAUGCAUUAAUUGAAGAAUAUACAGAAAAUUAUUCUGAUAAUAAUAAUCGAUCCGUUCUUGAAGCCGUAGAAGAUUUAUCUGAUUUUUGUACAUCUAAUACAAAUCAACAAGCAAUUAUUGUUCGAGAAUUAUUUACAAAUGUAUUAGAAGGCAAACCACGUGCAAGAAAAGCUAUUGGACAUUUACUUGAUAUGACAUUACAAAAAAAUCUUAUAUCCGAUCAAGGUUUUCUAUCUGGUUUAAAAACGUUAAUUGAAGCUGUACCAGAUUAUAUAGUCGAUAUUCCACUUGUUUGGCAAUAUAUUGGUGAAAUUCUUGGUGCAUUUAUUGGUGGUUCAUCAUCAAAUAUGUUAUUGUUAAAACCUAUUUUAUUAUUAAUACCAGAUGAAGUAUCAAAACAAUUAUUUCAAUAUAUUACUCGUUAUGCAAUUGAAUUUUCUUCUAAAUCUCAUGUACAAACAAAUUGGCAAUCAGUUAAUUUUUCAUUAAAUGAUUUAUUUGAACCAAAUUCUAUUGAUUCAUCAUUUCUUAAUGAAUAUAAUUGGUUAUCGGAUUCAACAGAAACAACAACAACAACAGGAUCAAAUAAAGAAAAUAAUUUACCACGUGCUAAUUCACAAUUAGUUACAUUAUUUAAAUCUGUUAAUGAUCCAGAUUCAGCAGUACCCGAUGCUGAAAUAACGAAAUAUAUUCAUGAAAAAAUGAAUUCUGAAGAUAAAUUUUAUAUUCGUACUAUAGUUUUAUCUUAUUUGGAAGCAUGUUUAAUCAAUCGUGGACAACAAAUUAAAAUACAAGAAGAUAUUGCCAAAAAACGAAUGACAGUUCUUAAUGGUAUUAUUGAACAUAAACCAGAAGCAGAACUUCAAGUUGUUUAUGCUAUUCAAAAUUUUGUUAGUAAACUUGAACAUCCACCAAAAAUGGCUCAAUUAUUAUUUGAUAUAUUCUAUGAUGAAGAAUGUGUGAGUGAAGAUACAUUUUAUGAAUGGUUAAAUCAACCUGAUCAAUCCGAAAUUGAAGGACAUUCAAUAGUAGUAGUAUCAACGAAAGAUUUCUUUGAUUGGUUACAACAAGCAGAAACUGAAGGAGAGGGCGAUGAAGAAUAA
Molecule: messenger RNA, 3918 nt
Organism: Adineta steineri
Lineage: Eukaryota; Metazoa; Rotifera; Eurotatoria; Adinetida; Adinetidae
Source: the annotation of a GenBank genome assembly